AUGUAUAAUCCACAAUUAAUGAAGUUCUAUUUGCAGGCCCAUGGCCAGAGGUUAACUGCCUCACUCCACCCCACCCCAUCUCACUAUAUCCCACCCUACCCCACUAAACCCGACCCCACCCUACCAGACCCUACCCCAGCUAGCUCACCUCACUCCACCCCACCCCACUAUAUCCCGCACUACCCCACUAAACCUGCUCCCACCCCAUCACACCCUACCCCAGCUAGCUCACCUCACUCCACCCCAUCCCACUAUAUCCCGCACUACCCCACUAAACCUGAUCCCACCCCAUCACACCCUACCCCAGCUAGCUCACCUCACUCCACCCCACCCCAACCCACUACAUCCUAUUACACCCCAUCUAGCUACAUGUUCCCCACCCAACCCCACCUGACUACACCCCACCCCAACCCACUACACCUCACCUAA
This is a messenger RNA of Lingula anatina, 429 nucleotides long. Its product is annotated as vegetative cell wall protein gp1-like. The record is from RefSeq and is a predicted model, not a curated record. NCBI's taxonomy places the organism in Eukaryota, Metazoa, Brachiopoda, Lingulata, Lingulida, Lingulidae.